Molecule: messenger RNA, 5942 nt
Organism: Struthio camelus australis
Lineage: Eukaryota; Metazoa; Chordata; Aves; Struthioniformes; Struthionidae
Gene: TANC1
Product: tetratricopeptide repeat, ankyrin repeat and coiled-coil containing 1
Biological process (GO): regulation of postsynapse organization
Cellular component (GO): glutamatergic synapse
Molecular function (GO): protein binding
Source: RefSeq, a predicted model, not a curated record
UACUGCUAGGAAGUUGUUUCUUACUGCCUAAGCUAAACUUUCUCUGCUGCAAGGAGCAGCCUUUAAAAUGUUAAAGGCAGUUUUAAAAAAGAGCCGAGAGGGUGGAAAAGGGAACAAGAAAGAAUCAGCAGGUGACUCCUGCCCAGAGAAUGCCUUGCAGGUUAUUGCAACAUCUGGCCACAAUGCAGAUUUUCCGGUUGGCAAUCAGCCCAUCUCUGAGGAUAUUUAUAGAAUGAACUUGGCUAAAGGAGUCUCAAUGUCUUUGCCAUCUUCACCUUUGCUGCCACGACAGUGUUAUAUGAUGCAGUCAAGAUCAAACAAAAAGUCCCCAGGUCCGAUCAGGAAGCCCAAGUAUGUGGAAAGUCCUAGAGUGCCAGGUGAGGCAGUUCUACCACUGAGAAAAGGGUCAGAGCAAGGAGAACCCAAUCAAAAUGCAAAGCCUGAUAAAGACUCAAGCUGUUCUCCUGCAGCACAAGAAUUGAUGACCAGAUUGGGUUUUUUACUGGGAGAAGGGAUCCCAACCUCUGCACAUACAGAAGAGAAAAGUGAAGCCAUGUGUACAAUAGCCAGUCAAGGAGUCAGUCCCUGCUCUACUCUCACAAGCAGCACUACCUCACCUAGCACGGAUAGUCCCUGCUCAACUCUCAAUAGCUGUAUUGACAAAACAGCAGACCACAAAGGUAGUCCCUGUGGAACCAUUAGCAGCCCUAGCUCCACCCUGGAGAGCAAGGACAGUGGAAUUAUAGCAACCAUAACAAGUUCAUCAGAAAAUGAUGAUCGCAGUGGAUCCAGUUUGGAGUGGAGUAAGGAUGGGAGUCUCAGAGCUGGAACACAGCAGGGGGCUAUUCAUGAUCGAAGAACAGAUAAUUGUUCACCAGUUGCAGAAGAGGAAACAGUUGGAUCUGCUGAGAAUUUGCCAAAAGAAGUAUCUACAGGAGAGGGUCCUGUUCCCUAUACUCAAAGUUGUAGCUCUUUAAUAAUGCCUCGUCCAAACUCUGUUGCAGCAACAAGUUCAACCAAACUGGAAGAUUUGAGUUAUUUGGAUGGACAAAGAAAUGCUCCUUUACGUACUUCAAUUCGCUUACCUUGGCACAACACUGCUGGGGGAAGAGUGCAACAGGAAAUUAAAGGUCGUUUCAUCCCGUAUAAGCCUCAAGACAUUUUGCUGAAGCCAUUAUUGUUUGAAGUGCCAAGCAUAACAACGGACUCUGUGUUUGUCGGAAGAGAAUGGCUGUUUCAAGUGAUUGAGGAAAAGCUGAAGAAUACAGAUCUGGCAGAGAACAGGGGAGCAGUUAUUACCGGAAAUGUGGGAUUUGGGAAGACUGCUAUUAUUUCACGGCUGGUGGCACUUAGCUGCCAUGGAAGUCGCAUGAGGCAAAUAGCUUCACAUAGUCCUAAUUCAUCCCCUAAAAGUGGUGACUCCUGUCAGGAGAUUCCCCUAAGUCAGUUACCCCCAUCCGCUCCUCCAAGCGGAACCAAUACAAUGAAGAACCUGAAUUGUCCUGGUAGUCCUGAACACCAAAAUCAAACAGGUGAUUCGGUGAGACGUCUUGCUUCAAAGGUUGUUGCUUAUCACUACUGUCAAGCUGACAACACAUAUACGUGUCUUGUCCCAGAAUUUGUGCACAGUAUUGCAGCUCUACUUUGUCGUUCAACUCAAUUAACAGCAUACAGAGAUCUUCUAAUAAAAGAGCCUCACCUACAAAACAUGCUUAGCCUGAGGUCUUGUGUCCAAGAUCCAGCAGCAGCUUUUAAAAGGGGAGUGCUGGAACCACUUUCAAACCUCAGGAAAGAGCAGAAAAUUCCUGAGGAAGAAUAUAUAAUUUUGAUAGAUGGUUUAAAUGAUGCUGAAUUUCAUAAACCUGAUUAUGGUGAUACACUUUCUUCAUUUAUCACAAACAUAAUUUUUAAAUUUCCUCCCUGGCUGAAGCUUAUUGUGACUGUAAGAACUAACUUUCAGGAAGUAGCAAGUUCACUGCCCUUUGUCAGAAUAUCCCUGGACGAUUUUCCAGACAACAAAGAAAUUCAUGACGACUUGAAUGCUUAUAUUCAGUACAGGAUUAAUAACAGUCAAGAAAUUAUAAACAACAUAUCUUUAAAUGGAAAAGCUGAUGCAGCCAUUAUUGGGAAAGUGAGUAAUCACCUGAUCAUGAGAAGCCUGGGAUCUUAUCUCUAUUUGAAAUUGACACUGGAUCUUUUUCAAAAAGGUCACCUAGUGAUCAAAAGCGCAAGCUACAAGGUAGUUCCAGUGUCCCUGUCAGAACUGUAUUUACUUCAGUGCAACAUGAAGUUCAUGACAAACUCUGCUUUUGAGCGAGCCCUGCCAAUUUUAAAUGUGGCACUGGCAUCCCUACAUCCCAUGACAGAUGACCAGAUUUUCCAAGCUAUUAAUGCAGGCCAAAUAAACGGUGAACAACAAUGGGAAGACUUCAGCCAGAGGAUGGAGGCCCUCUCGUGUUUUCUGAUCAAAAGACGUGACAAAACACGUAUGUUCUGCCAUCCUUCCUUCAGGGAAUGGCUUGUUUGGAGAGCAGACGGUGAAAACACUGACUUCUUAUGUGAGCCAAGGAACGGACACGCUCUACUGGCUUUCAUGUUUUCUCGACAGGCGGGAAAGUUAAACCGCCAACAAACUAUGGAGCUCGGUCAUCAUAUACUUAAGGCUCACAUUUUUAAGGGUCUCAGUAAAAGGACUGGAAUUUCUUCCAGUCAUCUUCAAGCCUUGUGGAUUGGGUAUAGUACUGAUGGACUGUCUGCAGCCCUUGCUUCUCUGAGAAACAUAUAUACACCCAAUGUGAAGGUGAGUCGUCUGCUGAUCUUGGCAGGAGCAAAUGUAAAUUACAGGACAGAAGUACUAAAUAAUGCUCCAGUUCUGUGUGUUCAGUCGCACCUUGGACAUGAAGAAGUGGUCACUCUUUUACUAGAAUUUGGAGCUGCUAUUGAUGGGACCUCAGAAAAUGGAAUGACCCCACUUAGUUAUGCAGCAGCUGCUGGUCACAUGAACAUAGUUUCACUGCUGUGCAAAAAGGGUGCAAAGGCUGACUGCCUAGACAAGAAAGGCCAAUGUGCUUUAGUCCAUAGUGCGUUGAGAGGGCACCGUGAUAUCCUUGAAUACUUUCUCAAUGUUGUUUGGGUAACUCCUUCCCAAGAACAAAAUUCACUGAGAAAAUGCCAGGUGCUGCAGCAAGCACUGACAGCAGCAUCCAGUAUGGGACACUGUCAGGUGGUUUGUUACCUCUUGGCAAAUGAAAAGGAACAUGACAUUGACAUCAACGACACUGAUGCGUUGUGGGGAGAAACGGCCCUGACAGCUGCUGCAGGAAGAGGAAAACUGGAAGUCUGUGAAUUCCUGCUUGACCAUGGAGCUGUUGUGACAAGAGCUAACAGGAGGGGGAUUCUUCCGCUUUUCUGCGCAGUUCGGCAGGGUCACUGGCAGAUUGCGAAGCUUCUAUUGGAGCACGGGUCUGAUGUGAAUUUAAGUGACAAGCAAGGCAGGACACCACUUAUGGUGGCUUCUUGUGAAGGACAUCUGAGCACUGUGGAAUUUCUGUUUUCUGAAGGUGCAGCUAUUUCAUCUCUGGACAAAGAAGGACUGACGGCUUUGAGCUGGGCAUGUCUAAAAGGCCACAGGGAAGUGGUUCAGUAUUUAGUUGAGAAAGGUGCAACAAUUGAUCAGGUGGACAAAAAUGGACGGACACCCUUAGACCUGGCAGCUUUUUAUGGAGAUGCUGAUAUUGUGCAGUAUUUGGUAGAGCAAGGAGCAGUGAUUGAACAUAUUGACCACAGCGGCAUGCGGCCACUGGACAGAGCUAUCGGAUGUCGAAAUACAUCUGUAGUGGUUAUGCUACUGAGAAAAGGAGCUAAGUUAGGAAAUGCGGCGUGGGCAAUGGCGACCUCAAAACCUGAUAUUCUCAUCAUUCUGCUACAGAAACUGAUGGAAGAAGGAAAUUUACUGUACAAAAAAGGUAAGAUGAAGGAAGCAGCCCAGCGCUAUCAGUAUGCCUUGAGGAAGUUUCCAAGGGAAGGAUUUGGAGAAGAAAUGAAAGCUUUCAAUGAGCUGAGAGUUUCAUUAUACUUAAAUUUGUCACGAUGUCGCCGAAAAACAAAUGACUUUGGUAUGGCUGAAGAGUUUGCUACCAAAGCACUGGAGCUGAAACCCAAGUCUUAUGAAGCCUAUUACGCUAGAGCAAGAGCCAAGAGAAACAGCAGAAAGCUACUUGCUGCUCUUGCUGACUUACGUGAAGCUAUGAAGCUGUGUCCUAACAACCAAGAGAUAAAACGUCUCCUGGCUCGAGUAGAAGAAGAAUGCAAACAGUUCCAGAGAACACAGCAGCAGAAGCGUCAGUCUCCUCAGCCAGCACAGCAAAGUAACAACUCUGAAAAUGAGGAGGAGGGCAUCAUACAAGGUGUGAAUGAAAAUUUUAAUCUUCCAGAGAGGGCGGAGGACUUGCCACACCGCGAUGAAUCCAUUUCCUCUCCGCAAAGACUGCCGCGUGCGUUGGCUGCCUCAUCGUACAGCAGGACCCUUCAGGAGGGUGUUCAGCAGAAAACCAGACCUGUGUCCCCUCAAAGCAGAACAGGUAAUAAAUAUCUGAGAGAGCCAGGCUUGAUCGUGCAGCCAACGAAGCAGGCACAGAUUGUAAAAACUAAUCAGCACCUGAGCUCCAUCCAGCCCGGAUCAAAACCAGGAAGCAGUCAAUGUAAUACAAAGGCACAGUCAUCUUUUCAGCAUCUUCCCCAAAGUCCUUUGCCAGUACGACACCCUGGAAAUUUUACUAGCAAUAAAAUUCAGUAUAUGGAUGGGACAAGCACGUUAUCAUCUGCAAGUAUUUCCACUGGUGCUAGUUCCGGUCUGUGCAAUGAGACGUUUACGUCCAGCCAGUGUUCCCACUCGCAGCAUAAUGAGAAUCUCUCUUCUCAUUCUUUCGCAAAUAAGUCUAAAGCCGCUGACAGGUUAACAGCCCCUACGCAAAUGAAUUUCAGUGAAGCAAGACAGCAAAUUCCUGUAACUAGUGGUGUCUCGUCUAGUUCUCCAUCCAACAGUAUGAUUCUUGCCAGCUCAGCUAGCAACUUAACGUCAGCAAGUAGUUUUACAGAGAGCAGAAAGGGGCUAGGGCCAGACGUUCGAACCAAGGAGAAUAAAUUAAAUCACGUUCAGGGUGCUACUGCUGAACACAGACCUCGCAAUACCCCAUUUAUGGGAAUCAUGGAUAAGACUGCAAGGUUUCAGCAGCAAAAUAACCAACCCAGUCGCACUUGGCAUUCUCAGGCAUCAGAAGGAUUAACAAAUACCGCUUCUGGGGGCGUUCAGCCCGCACAUUCUGAGCAUUACUCAGUCAAACACUAUCAGACUAAAACUUCCUCUACUGGGGCUGCCCCCCGAGACGGCACCCAGAACGGUAUGCAAGCUAAAGAACUCGAGGAGCCUAAGUGCCAAACAGCUGCCCACUGUCAAGACAGCAAAGCACCUAAACAAGCUUCCCAGUUGUACCCGGACCCUCUCUCAAAACAGCAAUCCCACAUUAAUAAAGAAGGCCAUCUGAGUCACGUGGCCUCUACAAAACCAAAGCGAUCAUUCGUUGAAUCCAAUGUAUAACUCUCAUUUUGACCAGUACAUGGCUGUGAAACUUAGCUCAUAACGUCAGAGUGUUACUUCUGCGUAAAACGCUGCGUGGCUGGCCUCGUCUGUGUCCGAGCAAGCGGUCCGUGUAGGCCAGUACUGAAUGGGAUACAACCACUUUAAGCUGGUCACGCCAUCCCGGGACAGGCGCGGUAACUGGAAUAGCGUUGGUGGAGCGAGCCAGCUGGGAUCAGCAAACCACCAGCCUGGGAGCUCAAGCAGGGGAAUGCUUACCGGUUCACCCUUAACAUAGGAGUCCUCUUACAAAGAGCUUUAAUCGUGGCUUUUGGGUAUAUUACAUCUCAUCACUUACUUACUUACU